Molecule: messenger RNA, 1494 nt
Organism: Leptopilina heterotoma
Lineage: Eukaryota; Metazoa; Arthropoda; Insecta; Hymenoptera; Figitidae
Gene: Cluap1
Product: clusterin-associated protein 1
Exons: 6
Coding region: 107-1396 (429 amino acids)
Biological process (GO): cilium assembly
Cellular component (GO): cilium; intraciliary transport particle B; centrosome
Source: RefSeq, a predicted model, not a curated record
CAACAAUUCAGAAUAAACCCUGAAAAGUGGUAGCAAGUUUGGAAGAAACUUUGUGCCUUAUUUUCAUCAGAUUAAUGCACUAAUUUUCAAGUAUUUCCUAAUAAAAAUGUCAUUUCGUGAUUUACGAAACUUCACGGAGAUGCUGAGAGUCCUUGGAUAUCCUAGGUUAGUGUCCUUAUCCAAUUUCCGGUCGCCAAAUUUUCCCCUGGUUGCAGAAAUUCUCGUUUGGUUGGUAAAAAGAUUCGAUCCAGACUCCAAUAUUUCAAGCGACUACGCCACCGAACAGGAUCGUGUGAUUUUAAUUCGUCAAGUGGCAGAAUUCAUGGCAAUAACAGCAAAUAUAAAACUGAAUACAAAGAAACUUUACCAAGCCGAUGGAUAUGCGGUGCAGGAGCUACUCAAGGUGACACAACUCUUGUACGAGGCCCAAUUGAAAAGUUCGGAAACUUCUACACGUACAGAAACAUUUCACGAUUUGAAAUUCGACAUUUCGGAUAAAAUAAAUGAAUUAAAGACCACGAGACAAUUGGCAAGUGAACUCACAACAAAUGGUGCAACAUUGUUCGAUCUACUCGGGCGGGAAGCUGAGCUCCGUGAAAUUCGUAAUUCGAAGGUUUCCCGGCAGUUCGAUACAUCUGAAAUAGAGAUGGCGCUUAAAGAAACAAUUGAUAAUACAAAAAAAGAAAUAGAAGACACUAGAAAACAAAUAAACAAUGUCAAGGAAACGGAACAAAAUUUGGAUGCUAAAAUUGAAAGGAGACGAACUGAACUCGAUAGAAAUCAAAAGAGAUUGCAAACAUUAAAAAAAGUUAAACCAGCUUUUAUGGGAGAAUUCGAAAGACUUGAAGUUGAAUUGAAAAGUCUUUAUGAAGAUUAUCUUCAGAAAUUUCGCUACCUGGCUUAUUUGGAACACCUCCAGGAAGACACAACAAAAGUAGAACAAGAAAGAUUCGAAAGAAGACAAGCUGCGACUAAAAAACAAUUGGAACAAUUAAGAGCCGAGGACGUGAGUUUUGAAACUCUUCUCGAGGGAAAUGAUUCUAUUUUCACUAAUAAUCUUCAGGAUCCCUUGGCCCUGGGAGAAAUGGAGAAACGUGUACCUGAAAAUACUGCAAGAGAAACUGGAAGGGCUUCAAAAAUGCGAAUCCAACAUCGCAGAAUUUACGGAAGUAUGUCAGGAAGACAACGUGGAGUUGUUCUUGAAGCAAAUGAAAGUGACAGUGAUAGUGAUUUAUACAUUGAUGGAGAUCUAGAUGAUGAAGAUGAUGAUGACAAUGAUGACGAUGAUAUUCUUCUAAAUUCCGUUCAUCCAACGGGAAUCACAGAGUUUGAUCUGAAACCAAAUCAAGAGAAACGUGCUGUCAGCAAAAUUGAUCAUUCUGAUGAAGAUUUUUAAACAAUAAAUCAAAUAGUUUUAAUUACAUACCAUAUAAUUAAUUUUUGAAAAUUUAGAUUAAUUUACCAAAAAAAAAAGAGUGACGUGUGCAAUAAUUU